UUGCUGGGUACGCUUCAUAUUAGGUGUUACUGGUUAAAGCGUUGUCAAACUCCGAAUACCUGUGGCAUCUUAAACACAAACUCAUGACAGUGUAGAUAAUUGGCAUACGUUAACAACUGAUCAAUUCGUUUAUUUAAUUUUUGAGGCAAUCGUCCUUUUUCGGCAGAAAGAAGGGUCAAAGAAAUUAGUUGGUUUAUCCAAACUCAUAACAAAAUUAUUGGACGUUUGAAACCUUCCAGGUCGUUGGCCUUUAUCGAAUCUCGCGGUACGGUAUGCCAAGAGACAAAGCAGUGUGCGAUAUUUUAGAUGCUUCAUUUUAUAAAUCACCGUACCGUGACAGAAGGAAUGAUUUUACUCCACGGGAAUUAUCUCAGUGUCUAAAAGAAACGACCACUUUAUACAUCGGGAAUUUGUCUUUCUAUACUCGUGAAGAACAAAUCUGGGAACUAUUUAGCCGAGCCGGCGAAAUCAAGCGCGUUAUUAUGGGCUUACACAGAUUUGAUAAAACUCCAUGUGGGUUUUGUUUUGUGGAAUAUUGUACACGGGACGGUGCAGAAAUGGCCAUGAGAUACAUUAACAAAACCCGAUUAGAUGAUCGAAUAAUUCGCACAGACUGGGAUGCGGGUUUUGAGGAAGGAAGACAGUAUGGCCGGGGAAGAAGUGGUGGACAGGUACGGGAUGAAUUCCGCAAAGAUUAUGACGCCGAACGAGGUGGUUAUGGGAAGUUGGCUCAACGAGAAGGAGAAUAG
This is a messenger RNA of Schistosoma haematobium, 749 nucleotides long. RefSeq names its product Nuclear cap-binding protein subunit 2 (gene NCBP2). Gene Ontology annotation, biological process: mRNA cis splicing, via spliceosome. Gene Ontology annotation, molecular function: RNA cap binding. The record is from RefSeq and is a predicted model, not a curated record. Gene Ontology annotation, cellular component: nuclear cap binding complex. Lineage: Eukaryota; Metazoa; Platyhelminthes; Trematoda; Strigeidida; Schistosomatidae. The transcript has 3 exons. Bases 273 to 749 code for a protein of 158 amino acids.